Molecule: messenger RNA, 393 nt
Organism: Physella acuta
Lineage: Eukaryota; Metazoa; Mollusca; Gastropoda; Physidae
Product: GEL complex subunit OPTI
Biological process (GO): mitochondrial respirasome assembly
Source: RefSeq, a predicted model, not a curated record
AUGACAAUUUCAAGCAAAAAGUCCUCUAAAUCAAACAUUGACGAUGCGCAUGCAAAUCAAUCUUUGUUGUCAAAGGCUCUGACCCCGGAGUUUCAUUGGGGCGACAAGGAUGAAUUUUUGGAUGUGAUUUAUUGGAUGAGACAAAUACUGGGUGUUCUGCUAGGUCUUGUAUGGGGCGUUAUUCCCCUUAAAGGAUAUAUUGGUCUUGCUUUGUUUAUAUUAGUGAAUGUGGCAAUUGUGUACAUUUAUUACAAUAGUUUUCAAAAGAUUGAUGAAGAAGAAUAUGGUGGUGCCUCAGAAAUUCUUAAAGAAGGUCUUAUGACAUCAUUUUCAUCAUUUUUAGUUGCAUGGAUCAUUUUGUACUCUGCACUGCAUUCUGAAUCAGGUUCUUAG